AACAAUCAUUUACACAUCUACCAGUCGCACUAUAACUACCACUACCACCACCACCACCACUGCAACUCUAAUUCUGUCUUACCUCUUCCAAUCUCCCCCUCUAUCAAACAUGUUCUCUUCGUGCAAUCUUUGUUUAAGCCAUCCAUCAAAAUGGGUUAGAACCCUUCUUCAACAACUCAAAUCCUUGAAUAGAUCAGUUAAGAGAAGCAAUAGAAGAAAACCCAAGAGAUUGUUUUCUAGUUUUGAUUGGAUUACUUCAUCUUUUGCUACUAUGGAAGUGUCUAACCAGCUGAAACAAGUGUUCAAGCUCAUUGAUGCAAAUGGAGAUGGGAAAAUUUCUCCUUUGGAACUUGGGGAAGUGCUUCUAUCCCUUGGGCAUGAGAAAUUGACAGCAGUCAGUGAAGCUGAAGGGAUGAUCAGAGAGCUUGAUUGUAAUGGUGAUGGCUACAUCGACUUAGAUGAGUUCAUGGAUGUCGUUGGUGGCCCGGAAGGCGGCGAAGUUGGUUGCAGCAGCAGGGAAGAUGAACUAAUGGAUGCCUUUCUCAUGUUUGAUUCUGAUGGAAAUGGGUAUAUAUCAGCUAAUGAGUUGCAGAGUGUGUUUGUGAGCUUAGGAUAUGAUAAGUGUAGUCUUGAUGAAUGUUUUCUAAUGAUCAGAGGAGUUGAUAAGGAUGGUGAUGGGCUUGUGGAUUUCCAAGAGUUUAGAUCAAUGAUGAUAGGAUGCACAGCUUGAAGAUCCAAUUCCACCCAAUUUUGCCAUAUUUGUAGCCCUCAGUUAGACAUUUAGAGUUGCAGAGCUUGAUAAUGAAGCUUAAUUGUACGUAAAUGUUUAUUAAUGAUAGAAAAUUUGGUCUUGUGGCUUCAAUGAGGCAAGAAAAUAAUUUGUAAUUUUGUAUCUUAUCUCACACAUAAAGAAUUAUGUUGAUAAGAUAGAUGCAUUAUGGCAUCAGCUUCUAUUCUGAUAUGUAUCAUAUUAGGAGAAAUUAAGUAUUCCAGUGAUAGAAAGAUAAGCCCACAACUCACUUUGUAUUGUCCUUUUCAGACUUUGAAUCAUCCCUUUAAUGGAAUCAUAGUUGGAUGCCUC
This is a messenger RNA of Macadamia integrifolia, 1081 nucleotides long. Its product is annotated as probable calcium-binding protein CML18. The transcript has a single exon. Lineage: Eukaryota; Viridiplantae; Streptophyta; Magnoliopsida; Proteales; Proteaceae. Gene Ontology annotation, molecular function: calcium ion binding. The record is from RefSeq and is a predicted model, not a curated record. Bases 110 to 730 code for a protein of 206 amino acids.